Messenger RNA from Rotaria socialis, 822 nucleotides. The record is from the annotation of a GenBank genome assembly. NCBI's taxonomy places the organism in Eukaryota, Metazoa, Rotifera, Eurotatoria, Philodinida, Philodinidae.
AUGUUACUUACUAAACAUCGUUAUCUAUCUCUGCUAUUAGUUAUUCUAUUGUUUUCACUUAUACCACUAGCGAAUAGUUGUAAUAUAUGGAAAGCAUCUGAAUGUCCCCAACCACCAACCGCUGAUGAUGAAGAUAUUUUCAAAUAUGAUCUCUAUACACGUGAACAACUUUUUCAAUUUUGUGAUCAAGGAAAAAAAUAUGCAGAAUGCGUUAAUAAACAACUUCAUUGUUGUGAUCUAAAAAGUGAACACACAGGUGCAUUAGCUGCUUUUGAAGUUGGUCUCCAACAAAAUGGUUGGCGAUUAGGUAGAUAUUGUGCUGGUCUUGGUGCUACGACAAUUAUUCAAUAUAAAUGUAAAACUACAACCCUAUCACCAGCUAAAACAACGACAACAACAACAUCGACAUCAUCAACGAUAGCCCCAUGUGAAGUCGAAGAAGCCGGAAAGGAAUGCAAUGAUAUAUUAGAAGAUAGACUUAAAUUUGAAAUUGGUUGGUCUGUCCAAGAAAAAAUUCAAUGGUGUAAACAAGUAACCGAUUACAUUCAAUGUGCCGGUAAACAUAUAACAAAUUGUUCGAUAAGUGAAGUUCGAGAUGAUGUUGAACAACUUUCAAAUUUUAUGGAAUAUAUUAUGAAACAAGCAAAUUUGCAUUGUCAUGGUGGUUUUUACGGUUGUGAAAAUGCUUUGACUGAUGUGCGCUGUCGAAUGACUGCACGACAAUUUUAUAAUGGUGAAGCUCUUUAUGCAGCAUCAAAUCGAUUUAUCAUUCAAUGGUACUUAUUUUUAUCUGUAGCUUUAAUAUGUUGGUGGAAUAUAUAA